AUGGGUUUCGCCACAAGAAAAUGGCUUUGCCUACCUCUGAGCUGCCUGAUUCUCGCCAGUCUGAUUCAAGCCGAUUUUAAAUUUCAGAAGGGAGUGCUGGCCAGCAUCAGCCCAGGGAUCGCAGAAGACAUUGAUCUCCAGUGCUGGAAUGCUUGUUCUCUGACACUGAUAGAGCUCAAGGAACUCAAGAUAGACCACAGUGUAGAUGCUCUCUGGAAUUUUAUGCUGUUCUUGCAAAAAUCCCAGCGACCUAGACAUUACAAUAUUUUCUUAAGCAUAGCUCAGGAUUUCUGGGAUAUGUAUGUGGACUGCUUGCUUUCAAGAUCUCAUGGAAUGGGCCGCAGACAGGUGAUGCCUCAGGAGACUAAUUUUCCACAGACAAUAACUAGAGGACUGGAUUUUAUAAAACAUGUUCUACAUAUAAGAACAAGAACUUGGAAGAUAUCUUGAACAAGAUGCUAUAAAUUGAAAUUUGUCAGCAUUCACGUGGUCAAAUUAUUU
Suncus etruscus (white-toothed pygmy shrew) is the source of this 501-nucleotide messenger RNA. RefSeq names its product family with sequence similarity 237 member B (gene FAM237B). Bases 1 to 450 code for a protein of 149 amino acids. NCBI's taxonomy places the organism in Eukaryota, Metazoa, Chordata, Mammalia, Eulipotyphla, Soricidae. The record is from RefSeq and is a predicted model, not a curated record. The transcript is spliced from 2 exons.